Molecule: messenger RNA, 1614 nt
Organism: Penicillium expansum
Lineage: Eukaryota; Fungi; Ascomycota; Eurotiomycetes; Eurotiales; Aspergillaceae
Exons: 4
Coding region: 1-1614 (537 amino acids)
Biological process (GO): mRNA cis splicing, via spliceosome
Cellular component (GO): precatalytic spliceosome
Molecular function (GO): nucleic acid binding
Source: RefSeq, a predicted model, not a curated record
AUGGCUUCUGAUCCCACCCCUCCGAAAGGGGGCAUGUCACUGUAUGCCAACUUACUUAAUGCUUCUGCAGAUACGCCUGGCAGCAUCUCCCGUGCCCCUGUUGUCUUUAAACAGCCGGAGACUGAACCUCAACCCGAUGACGCGGCGGCUAAGAAGCAACAACUGAAUCCUGCUUCUCUUCGGUUCCAACCCCCCAAAAGGCCACAGCUUUCAGCGCAGAAGCCAAAACCGAAACAUACUUUACCCAAGGCAGUGCCACAACCGCAGCCCUCAGCUAAUCCUUCGGUACCGACAAAGAACACUUUGGCUGAUUGGACCGCUGUGGAAGAUGAUGAUUAUGAGUAUGCCCGCGAGAAGCGACAGCGCGGUGGAAGAAAGAAGCGCAAGAAGAACUUUGAAACACAUGCUGUCCAGAACUGGGAAGACAUCUACGACCCUUCUCGACCUACCAAUUUCGCGGAAUACCGUAAUAGUGACGAGACGAUCGGAGAAAUCCGCGAGUGGAAGGAUGCUUUGUAUGCGCAUGUCAAAAAGCGCUCACCGAGCAGAUAUUCUGAUAGCGAGGAUGAUCGGCCAAAGAAGCGUAUGUUCGGGUCUUUUACGAUUAGUGAGGAUGUCCAGACUAAAAUAAAACCACCAGGACAAUUUGCGCCUCCGAGUAACUUUGCGCCGCCGCCAAAUCUUAAUGAUGUGCCACCGCCAGCUUCUAUCCCCAAUGACCCAUCCGGUGACGAUGCAUUUGCUCGCCGUGCAGCAUUAGGACAACGCUUCGACAACGGUUCCAUUGCCGUUCAGACCCAACUUCCAACCUCACCUCCGUCUCGCACUGAACAUCCCACCCGAAUUCCCGACGAUCCGACUGGCGAAGACGCAUAUAUGCGCCGCUUCCAGAGAGCCGAGAACCCAUCAUCGGGACAAGUCAUACCGCCUCCUCCACCACCACGCCCCCUUGACACCUUCCAACCUAGCUCCGCAACAAUCUCCCGUGCUCCAGUUCGAUACGCUCUUCCGCCACCCCCAGAAGACAUCCCAGCCUCCAAAGCCGAAUUCGAAGCUGUAUUGGCCCAAAAACCGGCGGAUGUCAAAGCAGCCUUCGGAUCACGAAUGCUUACCAAGUGGGGCUGGGAAGAGGGAUCUGGACUUGGCGCUACUGGUUCUGGUAUAGUGAAACCGCUGCAAGUCAAGCUUGAGAAGCGAAAGAAGCGACCGGACUCAGAGGGUGGUGGUUUUGUCACACCUGCUGGACGAGGCAAGAUCAUUGGAAGCAACAAGAAGGGUGAAUAUGAAACCAGCAAGUUUGGUCCUAUGAGCGAAGUGGUCAAACUACAGGGCAUGCUAGACGGUAUGGACCUGGAUGUUGAGAUGGAGAGGGGUGAAAAUGGUGGGUUGAUGCAGGAGAUUGGACAGGAGUGUGGCGACAAGUAUGGACCCGUGGAGCGAGUGUUCAUCGCUCGUGAUGUCGGAACCCCAGUCCCGGUCUUUAUCAAAUUUAACCAUCCCUUGUCUGGUCUACGGGCUGUGAACGCGCUCGAAGGCCGGGUUUUCAAUGGCAACACAAUCGUUGCACGAUUUUAUGACCUCGAGAAGUUCAACCAGGAGAUUUACACGGAAUAA